Messenger RNA from Episyrphus balteatus (marmalade hoverfly), 5069 nucleotides. RefSeq names its product F-actin-uncapping protein LRRC16A (gene LRR). The coding region runs from base 817 to 4986 and encodes 1389 amino acids. Gene Ontology annotation, molecular function: protein binding. The record is from RefSeq and is a predicted model, not a curated record. Gene Ontology annotation, cellular component: plasma membrane; lamellipodium. The transcript is spliced from 24 exons. Gene Ontology annotation, biological process: regulation of Arp2/3 complex-mediated actin nucleation; cell migration. Lineage: Eukaryota; Metazoa; Arthropoda; Insecta; Diptera; Syrphidae.
UUUCUUCAGUCAGUCGACUUAAAACUUUCUCCGAGGCUUGGCUGUUGUAUGAAAUUGAUUACGUUGCGUGUUAUUUUGUUUUCCAUCUCUUCCACCACAAAUUUUAACACACACACAUAUACAAAGAGUGUACACUUGAUGCAAUUUGCAUAUAUUGUUUCUGUUUUUUUUGUCGGCGGAAUUUUUUAUCUCUGAAAUCAAAUGCAAUUUAUUGAUGAAUGGAUUAAUUAAAACCCGUCAAUUUAUCUGAGUGAAGAUCCUUCGUGUAUUUUUUUCUCAAAUACAGCUUAAAAAAAAUGCUGUGAGAAAAAAAAGGGUGGAAACCCAGUUUUUGUAUGAAGCAAAAAAAAAAAAGAGUGAACGUGAAGUUGAAAAAAAAGAGUGCGAAAAUGCACAAACAAAUUUUGUGUUGAAAAAAAAAAAGAAAUAAAUAAAUAAACUACCCACAAAAAAAAGGAUGAAAAAAUAAAUUUUUAUUCCCAAAUCAAUUCUUUUCUAUGUUCUGCUCUUUUGUAGUGGUGAUUUACUUGAAAAUAACAAAAUAGGAUUAUAUUAUUCCCCUCUCUCUCUCUCGAAUGUCUUUCUCUCUGAAAAAAGUGAAUUAAAAUUUAUUGCAGAAAUCAAAUACAAAAAAAGGGGAAUUUAAGAAAAAAGAUUUGUUUCUUUUUUUUUCAUUUAUUGAUGAUUUAAUUCAUCAUCAAAUUUCGGGUCUUUUGUCUCUUUUUUUGUAAUUAAAUUCAUUUUUUUUCCAAAUUGGAUUUUCCGGGCCUGGAAUUGAGAAUUGGCAGAAGGAGCAGCAGAGAAAUUCGCAACAAAAUGUCGACGCGGUCUCAGUUGACAAAGGAUUUGAACGAAAGCGUCAAAUCCAUUUUGGGACGACACACAAAAAUUUUAGUAAAGUAUAUGGUGAAACUAGAAACGAAAGGAGACAAAACAGAAAACCGUGUUUUGGUUUUUACACCCGUUCGUAUAUAUUUGCUUAUUGCCAAAGUUCCCACAAAGAUCGAAAGUCAUUUUCAUUAUUUGGAUAUACAUUCUGUGGAAAGUAAAAAGCCCUCACAUUUUUGCAUAAUUACAAAUGAUAGAACUUAUUCAUUUGCAACAACCGGCGAUGCGGGUAAUUUUAGUUCGAAUGCCGAUGUUAUCCUCACAGAUUUGGCCUCAGCGAUAAAACAAAUUUUUCCAACAGUUCCUCUCAAAUAUAUCAUCAGAAGGAUCGAUAUUCAUCCGCCAGAACGAGAAUCAAUUUUUUCUGAAGAACUGAGACCAUCUGACCCGCGUAAUGUUGGCCCAUGUGGGGGCUUUAGCACCCAAUAUGCCUGCAUGUGUGACUUCCAUGGGGUGCCAUAUAGAGAAGAAGUCGCUUGGGAUAUUGACACCAUCUACCUAUCGCAUGACACAAGGAUACUGAAUUUAAGAGAUUUUGAUCAUUUGGAACCGAAAGAUCUAAUGGCAAUAGUAUCUGCGUUAGAAUACAACACGUUUUUUCGUGGCCUAAAAGCUUCCCAUAUGAGAUUGUCACAUGAAACACUUGAAAGAAUAUUACACGUGUUAAAAAGAUCAAUGUGGCUGGAGGAGUUACAUUUGGAAGCGUUAGGUUUAAGGUCGGAUUUUCUUCAUAAAUUAGCUGUAUCUGUGAUUACAAAUAACAAUCCUGCGAUUCGUACUAUCGAUUUGAGUCAUAAUUUAAUUGAGGACAAAGGUGCAACAUCGUUGUGUGCCCUACUUGGAAAAAUUGUUCAAGGCGCAAUACAUCUGGCGGGUCCAAUAGCAAAAGUAUCAAAAGGUCUAUGUAAAUUGGCUCUAGCACAUUGUGGUCUAACAUCGAAAGGCGUUAAUCAGAUGUCACAUUCUUUGUCACUUAAUCAAAGUAUUUCCAAUUCGUUAACGUAUUUAGAUUUAAGCGGAAACAGCCUAAAAGAUGAUAUUACCAAUUUACACAAUUUUCUGGCCCAACCAAACGUUCUAGAGCAUUUGGACCUCUCAUCGACUGAUAUUACUUUAGAGAAUUUAUUUGGUGCCCUAUUACGUGGUUGUGCAACACAUUUAAGCAAUUUAAACGUCUCACACAAUUCGUUUAGUACAAAAAAAGGAAAAGAAAUUCCACCAUCGUUUAAACAAUUUUUUACAAGUACAUUAAGUUUGAAACAUUUGAAUAUUGCCGGAUGUAAAUUGCCAAUGGAAGCAUUGAAGAAUUUACUUCUCGGUCUUGCAUGCAACGAGUCAACAGCUGGGCUGUACUUAGAUUUAAGUAGCAAUUCAUUAGGUGCCCAGGGUGCUCAUGUAUUAGAAUCAUGUAUCCAUGGGGUUCGUGUUUUACAAAGUUUAGACAUAAGUGACAAUAAUUUGGAUGCCGAAUUAGCAUCAGUAUUAACUGCUGUAUCAAAGAAUCCUUCAAUUCGAACAUUACACAUGACCCGUAGUCUUACCGGUAUGAAACCUAAACACAUUCCAACUGUAAUGGAUGCCCUGGUCAAUCUUAUACAAAAAGAUGAUUUUCCUCUAGCUGAAUUAGUAUUGUCGGAAAAUAAGCUCAAAAAUGAUAUUCAUGAUUUUAUAAAUGCCUUAGGAAGCAAUCAGAGCUUACAGAAAUUAGAUAUAAGUGGAAAUUACAUGGGUGAUGUAGGAGCAAGGCUCUUAGCUAAAGCACUGCAAAUCAACAAUAAACUACGAACCAUUUAUAUGGACAAAAACAACAUAACCCUACAAGGCUAUGGAGAUAUAGUGUAUGCCCUUGAGAACAACCAUUCAAUGAGAACGAUACCAUUUCCGGUAUUUGAUAUAGCGCCACAUCUCAAAAAUCAUCCCGAAAAGACCGAUGCUAUAAUGAGAAAAAUGCAAGAACUUCUACUCCGUAAUUGUAACGGGCUAAAACGACAAAAUGGCCAAGGAUUCCGAUUGCAACAUGGUUUCAUGUUAUCCUCCACACAUCAACUCGUUGAUAAAUUGGUUGCUGAAACCCAAGAUACACUAUCCAUAGCUCCAGGUAGUGAAUGUUGUGCUGUGCAACGUUUAAUUGAUGAUGCAGAAAAUUGCAAACAACUUAUGCCUAAGUUGCAAGAGGCUGUGCGUUGUGAAUCCCAUCCCGUUGAGGUGAAACUAACACGAAUUGCUAGUGAUUUAAGUUAUACAAUUCAAAGUCAUUUGGAGGAGACUAUGGAAACUAUGAUUCGUACUGGAAUUGAACAGUGUCCGAAAACAUUUGGCUGCCAAAAUGUUAUAAUUGAUUUGAGGAAGGCAUUGUGCGAGAGGCUAGUCAUACCGGAUGAUUUUUUGCAAACUUGUUUGCUUAAUAAUGCUGGAAGUGAAAUUAUGAAUAAAGUAGCUGAAAUUGAACAAUCAAUUGCGGCUACAAUCUCAGAUCGAGCUACGGAUGAAGUUGUGGAAGCAUUGACACGUUAUCGUCGAGGAUUGGGCAUCUCAGACUCGCCGUCAGUGCAAUUAGAUGAAGCCCAGACGCCGGAUAUAGUACGCAGUCAAUCUAGUCAUGAUGCCAAUGGUCUUAUCAUACCAAGAUCAAGCAGAGGAAGUGUACUGCCAAAGCUUGGAUUAGAUUCACCCACUAAAUUGGAAUAUCUAAACCUUGCCACACCACACCUGCCAACUAAACGUCGCUCAGUCGCACGAAAGGUCCGACCACAGUCAGUGGUGGAAAACCUUAGUCUGGGUCACAUUCCAGAUUUACUGGAAUCGCCAUCAUCGCAUCGAAGUUCAUCGAAUAUGUCAUCGUUAGAUAAACGUGGUGACGACGAAUGCUGUGAUUCGAUAACUGAACUGCCAAGUGUUUCACUGCAGCUGCAACAUUUGGUCAAAGGCCGACCAAAGAGAGCCAAGACCAGAGCACCUUCAAGACCCUUGGUCGCUGAUACCAGUACUCGUGAAAUAAUCGAAGGUCUAGAUCAAUUCUUUAGACCAGGCUCAGUGACUCCAACCACUCUGACCCCACUCGUAUCGCCAACAUCAGAAGAAUGUAGUUCAUUGAGUUUUGCCGAUAGUCCUACAAUGAGUCGAGAUGAUAAUGGAAGAAUGACUUCGGAGGAGACAACUCCUAUUCUUGAGGAGCGUAAGCCAAUCAAAUUAGAUCGAAGCUCACCACUUUUGAGAGGUGUUGCAUGGGCAAGUCGUUCGAGAUCCACAGACAAUUUGGAGAAAUAUUCUCCUUUGAUUGGUCGCAAGUCACCUCUGGUUAAAAUGCGCACUGAAGGUGGUAAUGAUGAUCGUUUGGAUCGUUUGCAUACACCUUAUAGGGAUGAUCGAAUGCGAUCACCUAGCAGUGAGUCGAUAAAGAGUCAUACUGGAGGUGAUAGUGUGAUUGUGAAGACUGGAAAUGGGAUUUUGAGGACACCGAUUGUUUUGCAAAAACCACGUCCUUGGUCUGUGGUGGGUAAUGAGCCAAAGUCGGGAGAUUUUUCAACAGAAUCUAGUAAAACUACUCCAGAGCAGUUAGAAGAUGAUUGCGAUGUAGUGCCAUUUGGCCAACAGACUGGAGGUUCUAUUGUUGGUAUAAGCCCGGGAAUAGCUUUGGCUUCCAGUGGCGGCGGUGGCAGUAUUGUUGGAAUAACACCAGGUGCAGCAUUGGAAAAGAAAUCUGUUCGAGAAUUGGCAGCAGGACUCAGUCGAAUAGAUUUACCUAUGAAACCACCACCAAUUGGUCCGAGACCAGCUUCAAUGUUAAACAGUAACAUCAAUAAUACAUCACGCACAAUAAUAACCAGUAAUACCUCUACAACAACAACAACAUCGAGUCAUAGUAGUGGAACUAUUGAAAAUAUCACCAAAACAAUAAUUACCACAGAAAAUGGUGAAUCACUUCAUAAUUUGUUAGCUGGCAGUGAAAAGAAAACCGAAACAAUUGUGAAAAGGAUUGCUGGCAAGGAAAUAACAUCGAUAUUCGAGGAGACAUUAGUUGAAGGUCUACAGAGGUCUUCAGUCCGUCGAACUUUUAGAGAUGCACAAUAUACGAAAGAUGAUGUUGUUGAUGUAUAGACAAAAAAAAAACCGAAAAUUAAUUUUAUAUAAUUAUAAACAAAAAAAAAUGUAUUAAAAGAAAAAGAUAAAAACAAAAAAAA